AUGGUGGCGUGGGGAAUGGAAACUGAUGCAAUGUGUGUGCUCUGUAAAUCAGCAGCGGAGACACUUGACCACUUGUUCUUCCAAUGCUCAUACUCGGCGAAACUUUGGAAGUCCAUCCUUGCACUAACUGGCUACUCACGGGGACCUCUAACGUCAUGGCAAGCGGAGAUAUCUUGGUUGGUCACCCAUUUUCAAUGGAAUACUCUUCUCAGUAAGGUGAGACGUUUCAGCUUUGUUGUCUUAGUGUACAAGCUAUGGGGUGAAAGGAACAACCGGAUAUUCAAAGGAGGUGAGCUUACUGCUGGUGUUAUUCUACGACAAGUUAUGAAUGACACUAGAGGGCGGUUUUCUGGUGGGAAGUGGGCUGCUUCAGAUGAUAACAGAACUAGGGAUUUCUUUGCCACUUGGGGGAUCCAAGUUCACUUCGGGGCGAUUGGCCGUAUUGCUGCUGGCCAGGUGUUAUUUGCUACUGCUGGAGGUUUCUGUGGCGAUUGCGUCUUGAAGGCAGAGCUAGAGGCUAUUCGAUGUGGGAUGGCAAAGGCAAAGGAUAUGGGCAUUCCUCAGAUUCAGGUUCGAUCAUAUUCAAAGUGCGUUGUGCAAAUGAUAACUGGGCUCUAUACCACACACCUUGGUACUAUCUGGGAUUGA
This is a messenger RNA of Telopea speciosissima, 648 nucleotides long. RefSeq lists its product as uncharacterized. Bases 1 to 648 code for a protein of 215 amino acids. The record is from RefSeq and is a predicted model, not a curated record. The transcript has 2 exons. Lineage: Eukaryota; Viridiplantae; Streptophyta; Magnoliopsida; Proteales; Proteaceae. Gene Ontology annotation, molecular function: nucleic acid binding; RNA-DNA hybrid ribonuclease activity.